Molecule: messenger RNA, 2302 nt
Organism: Scomber japonicus (chub mackerel)
Lineage: Eukaryota; Metazoa; Chordata; Actinopteri; Scombriformes; Scombridae
Product: UDP-N-acetylglucosamine/UDP-glucose/GDP-mannose transporter-like
Exons: 12
Coding region: 34-1005 (323 amino acids)
Cellular component (GO): Golgi apparatus
Molecular function (GO): antiporter activity; GDP-fucose transmembrane transporter activity
Source: RefSeq, a predicted model, not a curated record
UCAGUGAGGAGUGAGAAACUUGUCGGCUCUGGGAUGGCGGACAAACCUCUGACACUGUUCACGAAGCUGUUUGCCGCUGGGUUUUAUGGACUAAGCUCGUUUUUCAUCGUCGUGGUGAACAAAAGUGUCCUGACUAACUACAGGUUCCCAUCUUCAGUAUGUGUCGGAAUUGGACAAAUGUUGGCCACGGUGGUUGUGCUGUGGGUGGGCAAGGCUGCGAGGGUGAUCAGCUUCCCAGACUGUGAUGAGAGCAUACCUCGCAAGACGUUUCCUCUACCUCUUCUUUAUGUGGGAAAUCAAGUCACUGGUCUGCUUGGAACCAAACGGCUGAAUCUGCCGAUGUUUACUGUCCUCAGGAGGUUCUCCAUCCUAUUCACAAUGAUGGCUGAGGGAUUUCUGCUCAAGAAGAAAUUCUCCAGACCAGUCCAACUGACAGUAUUUACAAUGAUCCUUGGGGCGUUCAUAGCCGCAAGUGCUGAUAUGGCCUUUGACCUGCAAGGCUACGUGUUCAUUCUCCUGAACGAUGUACUGACUGCAGCCAACGGAGCCUAUGUGAAGCAAAAAUUAGAUGCGAAGGAGUUGGGGAAAUAUGGAUUAUUGUAUUAUAAUGCAUUAUUCAUGAUAAUUCCUACUCUGCUGUUGGCUCAUCUGACUGGAGAUAUGCAAAAGGCUGUGGAAUAUGAAGGUUGGUCAGAUGUCUUUUUCCUCACCCAGUUCAUCCUCUCCUGUAUCAUGGGGUUUGUUCUGAUGUAUUCGACAGUGCUCUGUACACAGUACAACUCUGCAUUAACAACGACCAUCGUGGGCUGCAUCAAGAAUGUCCUGGUGACAUAUAUUGGGAUGGUUAUCAGCGGAGACUACAUUUUCUCUUGGACCAACUUCAUAGGUUUGAAUAUCAGUAUUGCAGCCAGUCUGGUGUACUCCUACAUCACUCUCACAGAGGAGCAGUCCAACAAAGCAAGCGAAAACACCAAGUUGGACAUCAAGGGCAAGGUUGUUGUAUGACAGAGACACUGGAUUUUUUUUAAAGCUGAUGAACAGGGAAACUCUGUUUUUAUAGUACAACUUUUAUUUAUGGAGUAUUUCAGCAGCACGUGCGAGAAAUUGAUGGGAAUUUAUGGGAAUCGUGUUGCAGUAACUUUUGCAUAUUUUUGUCUAAACGGAGGUAAACCAUCACCAGAAGCUCCAUCGUUCUCCUGCUGCUGCCAUGGUUACGAAACCCUCCAGAGGGAUUGUGGGCUGAUUUUUAGACAGUGUUUUCAUUUUGAAUAUUUGUAUUUUGAUACUGUACAUGUGAGCGUUGAGAAGAAGGGAAACGUGGAACCAAUAGUAUUUAUAUUAUAUAAGAUUCCAGACAUUUAAAGGGUAAAUGUUGGGAUGACGUAAUGUUUCCUGAACGCAGGACUGAAACAGCUGGAGUUAUCAGUGGUUUUAAACAAUGAUGCGCGCUAGUGAGUUGUGCGACUAGUAAGUGAUUUUAAAGGCACAAUCCUUCUAUUUUUUAUUGCCUUUUCCAUUUUUGCUGUUUACAAGGAAUGUAACUCUGGAUGCCUUCUAAGUGAGAUGCACUGACACUAUCAUUAUUUGUAAUCUGUUGUUUCGGUCUUUGGUCUUACAUUUCUUCUCAGUUUUUGCGCAUACACUGUUAUAAGCCUGUUAUAGACAAAUGGUAAUGACAGUGAUCUAACCUCAUCCUCCAAACAACCAAAGUGGGUGGAGCAGUGGGCUGUCAGUUUUCAAGGAUUGUGGCUUUAAAUAAUGUUGCUGCCUCCUUUCGGGAGAUGAACAGUUUACAUUUUUUCUCCCUCAUUAAUACAGAAUGUGUGUUGUGGACUCUCCAAGGCUGUAACUGGUUCUCUCUAUGCAGAAUUAACAAACAGUACUUACAGUUUGUUAUUUGUUCAAGGAGAUCCAUUUGUUUUUGUUUUUCUUGUUUUCUUUUUUUGGACACGAUUUUAUCGCACUUUUAACUGAGGUAUCACCCACAUAAAGGUGAAACUGAACUGCCUCAUCUCCUGUUACAUUCAUUGUUGAGAAUGAGAUUAUUGUACUCCCCUGAAAUGUAAGUUUCAGGUUUUUAAGUAUUACAGUUAUCUAAACCUUUAAUAGUCAGGUACGAGUGUGGACAUUUUUUUACAUUUUUAUCUACAUCAUUUUAUAUUUAUUACUUUUUUAGACUAAAAGUCGUUUUUGUAGGUGAUGUGGCUUGUAAAUUGUUGAUGCUGUUCUCAUCUCAAACACAGUAACCAUGGAUUUGUAGCUGAAAUACAAUGAUGUAUUUUUACAUUAAAAAAACACUGAU